Molecule: messenger RNA, 1346 nt
Organism: Phialemonium atrogriseum
Lineage: Eukaryota; Fungi; Ascomycota; Sordariomycetes; Cephalothecales; Cephalothecaceae
Exons: 1
Coding region: 191-1171 (326 amino acids)
Source: RefSeq, a predicted model, not a curated record
GACCAGUAUUUAUUCUGCCAAAACACCAGUCCUCUCCUCUCCUCCCUCUUUUCUACCCAACAGAGAAAUUUUCGUGAUUUUCGAGCGACAAGAAACCACACCAAUUUCUCUUCCCCAAGCCAUCCUAUUUGACGCUUACCCAUCGCUGGGUAACAUCAUCUCUUUUUACAGCGCCGAGCGAUCGUCAAGAAUGAUUUCCGGCAUCCUCUUGUUCCUCUGCCUCGCGGCGGGGGGCCUGUGGGAUGCCCUUUCGUUUUGCAUGAAGGGCCUCGCGGCCUUGAUUGCCAUCUUCCGCGCCUGGGACACGGAGCUUGACUCCAAAGUCGUCUCGCUCUUCGUGAGCAUCUACCUUCUCUUCUCUUUGUGGGUUCAUCUCGAACCUGUUGGCCGUGCGGUACGCCGCUUCUCCAGUUCGUGUGUGGGCAGUGUGCGCGAGCACAUUGUUCACUUGCUCCUCCUUGCCCUGUCCCCGGUCGCCGCCAAUUUUCACCUGGCCUCGAACCGCCUUCAUGGCUGGUUCGACGGUGCCGUUGAUUAUUGGACCACGCAACCUCGGUUGCGUGGGCGGACCCGGAGGGAGCUCGCGGACCAGAGAGGUCGGCAAGCCGCGCUCUGUGAGGCUAUCGCUAGCCUCAACCGUCUGAUUCGCGCGGGCCUGCGCCGUCAAGAUUGCCUCGCUAUCGACAUUAGGUCGGUCGGCAAGCUGCAGGCUCCGCGAUACCCAUUGUUUCCUGGACCCUUGGAAUCCGAGUUCCAAGAGGUGCCAUUUGUCGCCUCGGGUGGAUACCCUUCCGAAGUUCCGGAGCUUCCUGGCCCUUGGGCGAGGCUCUUGUCUCGCACUGAUUAUUCGGUGCGUAACAUGGGCUUUGCCCUUCGGGAACUCCCUCCUCUCAUUGAGGAGAACGAAGGUCGGGUGUCCAAGCUCCGCGAGGAGUUGGCCCGCGUAAACGAUGGGGUGAAGAAGGCGGAGGACAAGCUGGCCAAGGCCCAACGCCAGCAUGAGCACCGCUUGCGGUGCGAGGCUGCCGCUGCCGCCAAGGUCAGGGCCCAGCAAAAGAGAGAGACCACCCCACGCCGGAUUGGAUUGACUAGGUUUGUUCUUCCCCUUCUCUACUACCACCGUAAGAUAUCGAGCCGUGCUAACCUGACCGUACAGCAGCAGAGGUCCUGACUACUAUCUCCGGGUGCCCAGCUUCACACUCGGCGCGAGCCGAGUGUCCCAGCGGCCCGGACGAGGGCCACUCUCGACUCUCUCUGCGCAGUUCCUGCCCGUGGUCCAGCCACAGCCCGAACCAGCGCUGCCAAUCCUCUCGACCAGCUUCCGCCGCCAGGAGAGACUGCCGCCC